Molecule: messenger RNA, 5992 nt
Organism: Ahaetulla prasina
Lineage: Eukaryota; Metazoa; Chordata; Lepidosauria; Squamata; Colubridae
Gene: ADAR
Product: adenosine deaminase RNA specific
Exons: 15
Coding region: 146-3805 (1219 amino acids)
Biological process (GO): adenosine to inosine editing; RNA processing
Cellular component (GO): nucleolus; cytoplasm
Molecular function (GO): double-stranded RNA binding; double-stranded RNA adenosine deaminase activity; tRNA-specific adenosine deaminase activity
Source: RefSeq, a predicted model, not a curated record
UGGCCUUUCUGAGCUAUGUUAAAUAGGGGAGGCAGGUUCUUUGAUCCUUGGAUUCUCGUUUGCCAAGGCUCCCGCCUUGCUGGGAGACCCCCUCCUCCCCUUGGGCCUGGCUUUGGUCUGAGUGCGAGUGCGUGUGUCGGUGUUCAUGCACUCACAAAUGUACAUGUCAGUCCCUCCUUCCAUGCUGCUGUGGGGACAGGAAGUUUCUCUUCCAGCCUCGGGCCUGAGCGAUGCCAGGCACAUACCUCAUCACGGGAAAAAGCGAAGCGGUUCUUCGACGUCGGCUGAGAAUGUCUUCGCCCCUGCGUUUCUUCCCCACCAGCGUGCUAUGAGCAGAUGCCCAGCUGCUUCAGACCAGACCUUGCCCAGAUCCGACGGACUCGAAGGUUUUCGUCAGAAGCAGGUACUUUUCCUCCGAGGAGAACGUUCCGAAGCUUCGCUGUGGAAGCCCGGUGUGCCGAGGUCCCAAGAGCCACGGACGUCCUUCCCGCUGCCUCGUUCGAAUUUGUGGUACAGCUACAGAGAGACCCCGCAAAGACCUCCUCGUAAGGGAAGCUGGCAGGCCCCGAAGCAGCCGUUUCCUCCUCGACCGAGUUACUUCGCGGCUUGUCCGAAGGACAGCGCUGACCAGCUCAUCUACAACUUUCAGGGCCUGACUCUGAGCAAGCAGGACGUUGAAGGGGAUCUCCUGGAGAUCCUGAGGGAUCUGAAAUCGGGGCAGACCGUCUCCGCUGGCCGCCUGGCCCACCAGCUGCGCAUCGAGAAGAAAGUGGUCAACCAUCAUCUCUAUAAGCUUCACCGCCGAGGGCAGCUGAGUCGGUCGGAGACAACCCCGCCAUUGUGGAGGUUAGCCGACAGCCGCGACUUUGCCGAAGCAAGCCGAGUGGGGUGUCCGGCCGGCCGGGACAAAGACCGUGGUCCCCUCUUCGACUUGGGGAUCGAAGAAGAAGAAGGAAAUUCCGCUUCUGACUGGGAGGACUUGGUCGGUUCUCCUGACAUGGCCGAAGUCAAGGAGAAGAUCUGCAGCUUCCUAUUCGGGGUGGUGGACUCCACCGCUCACAACCUGGCCAAGAACAUCGGCCUGAGCAAAGCCCGAGAUGUCAACGCCACCCUCCUGGCCUUAGAGAAGCUGGGCGAGGUCCACAAGGAGAACGUCAGCCCUCCCAAGUGGUCCCUGACGGACAACAAGCGGAAGCGGAUGCAAGUCAAGGCGAAAGCCGAAGAAGUCCGGCAGGCGGUCCCGCCGGACCCCGAGCCCCCAGCCCCGUGCCUCGAACCGGAGGCCCCUGCCGACGUGCCCUCCCCUCGCCCUUCUCCCCCGCCGCCUCUCCCUCCGCCGGAGAACGAGGAGAAGAAAAUCGAAAACGGGCAGCGGGCCGCCGAGCCGAUGGAGCCGAGCGGCGGCUGCCCUCCCUGGGCGAGCCCGUCGUGCAAGCGUCCCCGCUACCGCCGCUUCUCGCCUUACGCCCCCUUCGAGGCCAGUAGCUGGGCCACCGACGACAUCCCCGAGGACAUGAACGCCAUCAGCAACCAGGACGAGUCGCGGUACAUCAUGGAGUCCCCUCUGUACCCCAGCUACUCGGCCCAGCUGGACACCGCUUUCCAGUGCACCCCCUUGGAGAAGCUCAUGGACUGCCAGAAGAAGAAUCCCGUCAGCGGCUUGAUCGAGUACACCCAGUACAUGUACCAGCAUUGCGAGUUCGUCUUGCUGAAGCAGAGCGGGCCUUCGCACGAGCCACGGUUUAAAUUCCAAGCCAAGAUUGACACCCGCCACUUCCCUCCGGCCGAAGCAGGCAGCAAAAAACUAGCCAAGCAGGAAGCAGCCGCCAUUGCCAUGAAAAUCCUUCUCCACGAAGCCCAGCACGAGGGGGAAGACAGCUUGGAGCCCGAGACCUUCCUGUACGAAGACACCUCGCUCAAGGAGGAGGAGACGCCUGAGCAGGCAGAGCCAGAGGCCUCGUCCACCGCCCCACAGCUCAACCUCCUCUGUGGGAAGAACCCCAUCAGCGCCUUGAUGGAAUACGCCCAGAAGCUGGGGAGCGUGUGCGAAUUCAAGCUGCUCUCUCAGGAAGGACCGCCUCACGACCCAAAGUUUCAAUACUGCGUCAAGGUGGGCGAACGCGUUUUCCCCGCCGUGGUCUCGAACAGCAAGAAGGGAGCGAAGCAAAUGGCUGCCGAGGUCGCCAUGAAAGGGUUGACGGGCGAGACCACCGGCUCACCUGCGCAGGUGGAAGCGCCGUCCGAGCCCGUGCUGGACGUACAAGGUAGCCAGCCGGCCAAUCCCGAGGAAUCCAAGACGGUCAGCGCCAAAGGCGUCGGCGAGUUGAUCAAGUACCUGAAUUCGAAUCCGGUCAGCGGACUUCUGGAGUACGCCCGGGCCAACGGCUUCGCGGCCGAAUUCAAACUCAUCAAUCAGACCGGUCCUCCCCACGACCCCAAGUUCGUCUUCCAGGCGAAAGUGGGCGGCCGCUGGUUCCCGUCCGUCACGGCGCACAGCAAAAAGCAAGGGAAACAGGAAGCGGCUGACGCGGCGCUCCGUGUUCUCAUCGGGGAGAACGAGAAGGCCGAGCACGCGGCCGAAGGGCUGGGCGUCACAGAGCUACCGGUCAGCGGAAGCACCCUGCACGACCAGAUCGCCAUGUUAAGCCACCAGCGGUUCAACGCCCUGACCGCCCGCAUCCAGCACAGCCUGCUGGGACGCAAGAUCCUGGCCGCCAUCAUCAUGAGGAAGGGGCAGGAGGGGUUGGGGGUCGUGGUCAGCAUUGGGACAGGGAACCGCUGCGUGAAAGGGGAGGAGCUGAGCUUGAAAGGGGAAACCGUGAAUGACUGCCACGCGGAGAUCAUUUCCCGAAGGGGUUUCAUCAGGUUCUUGUACAACGAACUGAUGACCUUUGACCCCUUGGCGCCGGAAGAGAGCAUCUUCCAGCUGUCGGAAGAUGGCAGGUUGAAGAUCAAAGAUGACAUCAGUUUUCACCUGUACAUCAGCACGGCGCCUUGUGGGGACGGCGCCCUCUUUGACAAGUCCUGCAGUGAUCAGGCCAACACAGCCGGGGAAGACCAACACCAGCCCCUCUUCGAAAACCCCAAACAGGGGAAGCUACGCACCAAGGUGGAAAACGGAGAGGGCACCAUCCCGGUAGAGUCGAGCGACAUCGUGCCAACCUGGGACGGCAUCCAGCACGGCGAACGGCUCCGCACCAUGUCCUGCAGUGACAAAAUCCUGCGCUGGAAUGUGCUCGGCUUGCAAGGCGCCUUGUUGUCACACUUCAUACAUCCGGUCUACCUUCGCUCAGUCACGCUUGGCUACUUGUACAGCCAAGGUCAUUUGACCCGCGCCAUUUGCUGCCGGAUGUCCAGAGACGGCAACGCCUUCGGGUCGAGGCUUCCCGCGCCCUAUUUGGUCAAUCACCCCGAGGUCGGUCGGGUCAGCGUCUACGACUCCGCGAGGCAGACGGGGAAAACCAAGGAAUCGAGCAUCAAUUGGUGUCUCCCGGAUGGCACCAACGUCGAAGUCCUGGACGGGACAAAAGGCAAAGUGGACGGGCCCAAACUGGAUAUUUCGCGCGUCUCCAAGCAGAGCCUCUUCCAACUUUUCCGGCUGCUUUGCACCAAGAUGGUUCGGGAAGACCUCAAGAAGUUCACCGUCUACUCGGAGGCCAAAGAGUCGGCCGUCGACUACCAGAGUGCCAAGCAGCAGUUCUUUUGGGGCCUGCAAGAAAUGGGCUACGGGAGCUGGAUCUGCAAACCCCAGGAAGAGAAGACCUUCGUCCUGCCGGAACCCGCUGCCCCUCCUCCGUCCCUGUGAGAUAUAUAUAGAUAGAUAUAUAUAUAUAUUUCCCACCCCACCCCCACCUCGUUUUUCAAUUUUUAUUUUCUGCAGAAGCUGAGGGAGGAAAAAAGAAAAGGAGGACUUAAUUUUUUUAGAUUUGGAGCUGGCCAUUUGGGGUCGUUUUUAACGGAACAAAGGAAUGUGUUUUCAGGCAGCGGUUUCAGAGCCGGACGUCCUGACCAAUUUCGAGUGGCAAGGUGUUUUAAUUUGGUUGGGCCAAGGGCCUUUCCUUCCUCUCCCUCCCUCCUCCUCCCCCUCCUCCUCUCUUUUAAAUCCCUCCUCCCUUCGUUCAGCAUGGAUUUGCAGAGGCGUGAUCCAAAAAGUUGGGCUCGAGGGAACAAGAAAUCCACCAGCAUUCCUCUUUUCCUCCUUCCUUCCCUUUUUCUCCUUCCUGCCUUCUCUAUCUUCCUUCCUUCCUUAUCUGUCUUCUUCCAUCCAUUCAUUUUUCUCCGCCUUACUUCCUUUCCCUUUCUUUGUCUUCCUUCUUUCACGUCCCUUCCUUAUCUUUCUCUGUCUUCCUUACUUCUUCCUUUCUUCCUUCCUUCCUUCUUUCCUCCCUUCCCUAUCUCUUUCUCUGUCUUCCUUUUUGUGUUCCUUCCAUCCUUCCUUCCUUAUCUCUUUCUCUCUUCCUUCUUUCCUUCCUUCCUUCCUACCUACUUUUUUUUGGGGGGGUGGGGGGGUGGCGACCAAAAAAAAUAAAUAAAACACCCCCAAAUCAUUAUUAUCGGAACCUUUCUUUUCAAACUGUGAAGUUGGCACACUGGUAGCUUCUUUGCAUUCAUACAUUUUUCGUUUCGUUCUUUUCCGUCCCGGGGUUUUUAGUUUUUUUUUUUCCCCCGAGUUUCUUUACCUUGGGAAAUUGAAACUUUGAGGGAAAUUUCCACUUAACCCUCCCACGUCCGAGUUUUUUGACCGAGGACUCGAACCUGUGGCCCAAGGGAUGGUGUCAAGAUCUGCCUGUCCUGGUGGAUUUUUUUUUUUUUUUUAACCAACCACAGAGUCAGUGGUUGUGCGGUUGCCCUCUUUCCCCGUAGUUUCUCCUUUCUUUAGCCAGCAAAUCCAAAUUUUACAGAAAUUUGGGGAGAUUUCAAAACGGAGAAGCUGAAAACUCCAAACUUGAAAUCUUCCUCGUAGAUAUCAACCCCCGGAGAGUAGUGUGUCUCCAGAGCGGGCAAAACCCAGCCCCACCCCCACCCCACUCCCCAGCUAAUUUUUUUAAAAAAAAUAUUUUCCCCCCUUGUCCCCAUCCUGCGGAUAUUGUCUUCGUGCGCAAAAGUCGGACAAAAUUUUAGAGAUUUCCUUCUCUUUUAAUUCGUGGAACCAGGAGCGUUUUCAGAGCCUUGACAUCCGGUGGGGCCGCUUGAAAUGAGGGUCUGGGGUCUGUGAUGGGACCAAAUUGCAUUUCCCCCCCCCCUUUUCAAAUUCCCUGCAGGUAGCCACCGUGGGCCUCUCAAAAUCCCCCCCGGAUAAUUGAUAAUUUACGUGUCCCUUUUAAAUGUAUUUAUGCAAGUUUCCACUUUCUCCUUGGGUGCAUCUACUUAAACUGUUGUUUCCUUAACACGGAGGAGGGGGGGGGUGUUUUCCGACGCACGGCCCCUUUAAGACUGGGGGAGAACUUCAACUCCCAAUUGAAUUCUGGGAGUUGAAGUCCCCCCCCCCAGUCUUAAAGGGGCCGCAUCGGGAGACACCCACACACACCCCACUUUAAACGAAGAGAAAAAUGGUUCUCUACCUUAAUCCGUUUUUCUCUACCUUAAACGAAAACGAAGAGAUAUUUUCAUAAUCCUCCAUCCCUUUUAACCACGAUUGGGGUUCCCGUCGCCCCUACCUAGCGCUAAGCCAGCAUUGCUGUAAAUCUACUUUUCUUUUUUUUUAAAAAAAAAAAUCAAAAACUGGAGCCUUCUCUUCCCAAUGUUUCCCUUACCCCCAUCGUCCCCCCCCCUUCUGUUGCGAUACCGCCCCACCAGCAAGGAAACCUACUUCAGAUUCUACCCUCCUCGUGUAAUAAUGGUUCGUUCCUCCCUUCCCUCAUUCUUCCCCCACCCACUUUUUUUUUUUUUAAUUGAACGAGUCCGUGUUGCGUUCCUUUUCCAGAUCCUUUCAUUUGGAUGGACUGAAGUCAUUGCAUUCUGCCUGAAAUAAAAGAGAAUUUUUUUUUCUGUA